CAGAGGAUUCACAGGGGGAGGGAAGCCGCCGCCGCUGUUUAAAGGGGAACCGUUAAAUAGGAUUAUAGAUUCCGGUUUUCAAAAAGGGAAUUGAGACAUUUGUUCAUUAACCAGAACGUGGGGGGCAGAAAACCAUCCAGCCGUGAGCCAUGUCUGUCCGGGAGUCUUUCAAUCCAGAAAGCUACGAGCUUGAUAAGAGCUUCCGCCUGACUCGCUUUGCAGAGCUAAAAGGCACGGGUUGCAAAGUUCCUCAGGACGUCUUGCAAAAACUGCUGGAGUCUUUGCAGGAGAAUCACUUCCAGGAAGAUGAGCAGUUUCUUGGGGCAGUUAUGCCAAGGUUGGGUAUUGGUAUGGACACGUGUGUCAUUCCAUUGCGACAUGGUGGCCUUUCUCUGGUUCAGACUACAGACUACAUAUAUCCUAUUGUAGAUGACCCUUACAUGAUGGGACGAAUAGCAUGUGCAAAUGUGUUAAGCGACUUGUACGCAAUGGGUGUUACAGAAUGUGACAAUAUGCUGAUGCUUUUAGGUGUCAGCAAUAAACUCACUGAUCGGGAAAGAGACAAGGUGAUGCCUCUCAUAAUCCAAGGCUUCAAGGAUGCAGCAGAGGAAGCGGGCACCUCAGUAACGGGGGGCCAGACAGUAUUGAAUCCCUGGGUAGUUCUAGGAGGUGUAGCUACGACUGUAUGUCAGCCUAAUGAAUUCAUCAUGCCAGACAAUGCUGUACCAGGAGAUGUUCUUGUGCUGACCAAACCUCUAGGAACCCAAGUGGCUGUAGCUGUCCACCAAUGGUUAGAUAUUCCAGAAAAAUGGAAUAAAAUCAAACUGGUGGUCACCCAGGAAGAUGUGGAGUUAGCAUACCAGGAGGCGAUGAUGAAUAUGGCACGACUAAACCGGACAGCUGCUGGGCUCAUGCACACGUUUAAUGCACAUGCUGCUACCGAUAUAACGGGGUUUGGAAUUUUAGGGCAUGCACAGAACUUGGCGAAACAGCAGCGGAAUGAAGUCUCCUUUGUUAUCCAUAACCUGCCAGUGUUGGCCAAGAUGGCCGCUGUCAGCAAAGCCUGUGGGAAUAUGUUUGGCCUCAUGCAUGGGUCUUGUCCUGAAACAUCAGGCGGUCUCCUCAUAUGUUUGCCGAGAGAGCAAGCUGCACGCUUCUGUGCAGAGAUCAAAUCGCCGAAGUAUGGAGAGGGUCAUCAAGCAUGGAUUAUUGGCAUUGUAGAAAAAGGCAACCGCACUGCCAGAAUCAUAGACAAGCCACGAAUCAUAGAGGUUGCCCCUCAAGUGGCCACUCAAAAUGUUAAUCCAACACCUGGUGCCACUUCUUAAUCAAGGCUAACUUAGAUCUUUUUUGUUUUUGGUUUGGUUUUGUUUUUAAAUAGACCCUAUUCCUUACCAUCAUACAAUUUAAAUAAUUGUAAAGAAAAAUAUAUAUAUAUAAAUAUAUAUCAUUGCGUCUACCCAUUCCGUGGCCUUGGGUCAAACUUAUGAAUGGGUAUGAUUUAAUACAUGAAAAAUCCAUAUGCCUUUUUUGUUUUUUUUCCUUCUUCCUGUUACAUUAACUGAAGAUGCACCUAAUCUUGAGGCAGCUUCUAAGUUGAAGAAUGAUAUUGUUAUCCGAUACAGUUGAUUCAUUUUGAAUCUAUAGACACUUAUCUCUUGCCGCGUAGGCUCUUUUUUAAAGGUGCUUUCACUCAGCACAGACAUUGCCAUUGUAGUGUCAAAUAAGCAGUUAGUGUCUUCAUUUAUAUAUGUGUAUUUAUCAUUAUUCGUCUGACAAUGUUGGAUGCCUUUGGAAGUCCUAUCGAAGAGGCAAUAAAUGGGCUGUGGGUAUUGACAUUGGAGGGUGCAUGAUUCCUCUUGAAAGACUUGUUUAUUUCGGCUGGGCACAAGAUGCCUCGUACCCUCCAGUUUUAUGUUGCUUAGCGGAUUCCUUAGUCUUGGUGGUGAUGAAUAUAACGCCUCUCCCUAUAAUCAACAUUACGAAGCCUAAGGGAUGCCCUACUAUGCUUAAAAGCACUUCUGGUGAAGAAGAUGAAUCUUUCUUUCGUUCUGGCAAUAGUUACUGUAUUAACAAUUGUUUUCUUAUCAGUAGUAAAGGAGAAUCUCCUGCAGUGUGGUAAAGGUAUAACUAGUUCAUACCACUGGCUAAACAAUUAAUAAGGUCGCCUGAGUCACUUAAAUUCAGUCAUUCUAAAUGUGCACACUCGUAAAUACAAAACACUUUUUAAGUAUAAUCAAUAACCUUUCUGUUCUGUGGUUGCUAGUGUUUCAUACAUUUUUUUUAUAUUUUGUAUAGUGAUUACAUGCCUUUAUAUUUUUUUUUUCCAUUAUAAAUCAGCAGCUGUUAAGUAGUUGGUAGCUCUUUCUUUUCCUAUUUUGGUGCAUGAGUUUGUGAUCUAAUAAAAUUGAAAUUGACAUUGCCAACAUUGCAGCUUAAACUCCAAACUUGUUAUUCAAAUAAAUAUUUAAUUUUUUUUAUUGCUCUUGUACAAA
Spea bombifrons (plains spadefoot toad) is the source of this 2495-nucleotide messenger RNA. RefSeq names its product selenophosphate synthetase 1 (gene SEPHS1). Gene Ontology annotation, biological process: L-selenocysteine biosynthetic process. The record is from RefSeq and is a predicted model, not a curated record. The transcript is spliced from 9 exons. NCBI's taxonomy places the organism in Eukaryota, Metazoa, Chordata, Amphibia, Anura, Pelobatidae. Bases 150 to 1328 code for a protein of 392 amino acids. Gene Ontology annotation, cellular component: cytoplasm. Gene Ontology annotation, molecular function: selenide, water dikinase activity; ATP binding.